AUGUCCAUCCUCGCCCGCUCCACCCUCGCCGCCGCCAGGACCGUCAGGGCCGCCCCCCGCCAGGUCCGCGCCGCCCACUUUGAGAACGUCGUUGACCACACCCUCCCCACCAGCGUCAACAAGUACUCGCUCGCCGCCAAGAUGGUCGUUUUCACCAUUGCCGGUUUCGGUACUCCCUUCCUCGGUGCUUGGUGGCAACUCGUCGGAAAGAAGUAA
This is a messenger RNA of Cryptococcus wingfieldii CBS 7118, 216 nucleotides long. Its product is annotated as cytochrome c oxidase subunit 7c. Bases 1 to 216 code for a protein of 71 amino acids. The transcript has 3 exons. The record is from RefSeq and is a predicted model, not a curated record. Lineage: Eukaryota; Fungi; Basidiomycota; Tremellomycetes; Tremellales; Cryptococcaceae. Gene Ontology annotation, biological process: mitochondrial electron transport, cytochrome c to oxygen.